AUGGCAGCUACUAGUACUACUCAAACAGAAGAACAUGUGUCGUUGAAGCUUCUGUUGAAUGAAAAGGGUAACAAAGUCUUGCUUGCUGAAGCGGGUAAGGACUUUGUAGACAUUUUAUGUAGCUUCUUAACAAUGCCUUUAGGAACUAUUGCUGGACUUGUUGAACAGGAAUCCAACAUAGGGCCCGUCACUCUUGGUUGUCUUAACUCACUCCAUCAAAGUGUGGCCGAUCUGGAUAAAAGUUGUUUCAGUAAUAACACAGUCAAACAAAUGCUGCUGCAACCAACUAAUUUCGCAGCGGAUUAUUGCAACACUCUUAAACUUAACAUUGAUGGCACUCAGCCCACCAAAUAUAUUUCAUGUUUCCACUGCAGCAAUUAUAGUGAUAUGACAAUAUCAACAUGCAAAGAUAACGAUAUCUGUCGCUGUGGGAGUUCUCGUACCUUUCCACUUUUCCUCAAACGUUCCCCUCAAGGAUUUGUACAAGACUUGCUUAAAUGUUCUUUGCUCUCCAAGUCUACUUUAACAGAUUUGUUUUUAGGGAAAAAACCAACCAUUGGAGAUUCCAGGUUCUCAGCGUAUGACGUUGAAUUAGUUACUGGUUAUUUCCAAAUCACUUUGAAACUAGUUAUCAGAAAAUCGGAUGGCAAGGUUUUGUGCGCUCAAGGGGAACAGAAUUUUGUGAAUUUACUUUUAAGCUUUCUUACUUUUCCUUUGGGAGGAAUGGCACGUACAUUUGGUGAGAAAUGUUCUUUGGGCAGCAUUAACCAGUUGUACAAGAGCAUUUCUGAAUUAAACGAAAACAAAUACUUCACCACUAAAGAAGCUAAGAACAGGCUGAUUGAUCCUUGCAUUUCCCCACAGUUUAAAUUAAACAAUCAAUUUUUACCAAUUUGUCAGCCCGGUGAUGUUGAAUAUUUGUAUGAAUCUACUUAUGUUCAAUGUUCCAAAGUUGGUGAAAAUCCUAGUUAUGCGGGAAAUUUCAAAAAAAUAAAUUUUACUUAUCGCGUGAGUCCUGAAGGUUAUGUGAAGGCUCCAGCUAUGUAUGUUGCAACUGAUGACUUGGUCAUAUCGCCUUUGUCUCCAAUUUCAGCAUUAGGUUUACUUAACCGAUUUAAAACUCCUCUUAAUGAUUUGAAGGAAAAAGUUGUCACUAUUGGUUACAAGGAGUCUCUGAGUAUAUUGAAAGCUGCUUUAACAUCAACAUCCGCCCUUACAAACGGUCUGGCUCACCUAUUAACCGAAGUUAAGGAGGAGAAAUGA
Molecule: messenger RNA, 1263 nt
Organism: Vicia villosa (hairy vetch)
Lineage: Eukaryota; Viridiplantae; Streptophyta; Magnoliopsida; Fabales; Fabaceae
Exons: 3
Coding region: 1-1263 (420 amino acids)
Source: RefSeq, a predicted model, not a curated record